AUGAAAUAGUGGGAGAAACAAUAAAGUUAGAAAUUAUAUGAAAAAAGAAUUCAACUUGCCAAAGCUCAAGUGCCUAUCUCAAAUAAAAAAAAAUCAACUAAAGUAAAUGAAUCAAUGAACUCUAUUAAUUCAUCCAUUUCAGGAUUCACAAACAAAGAAAAAGAAGACAAAGAAUCUAUCCCUUUAUACAAAAUGUUGAAAAUAUAUCAAUUAUAGCAAUAUGCAUAACAACUGAUAACAAGAGGAUAUGGGUAUGAUUUAGUUAAAUUUGCAAUGCUUACAGAAAAUGAAGUUGAUCAUCUGUUCAACGAUAUCAAAGUGUUGCCAGGUCACAAAGUUAAACUUCUGAAACUUAUAGAAUAUAUUAAAGAAAUCAUUAAAACAAGUUUACCAACUCCUUUGAAUUAAUCUAAAUUUCGAAACACAAGCUAUGCAAAAAAAAAUAGCAAAACUAUAACGCAAUAGAAACCUAAAACGAGUCAAACAUAAAGAAUAAAACCUUAAUAAUAAUAAUAGCAAGUCUUUAACAAAUAAAAGCAAAUGAAGAUCACUAAGAUAGGCUUUGAUUUUUUCUAAGAAGACAGUGAUUAUGACGAUGAAUUCAAUUAAGCCUUGAAUUAGAUAAUGGAAAAAUAUAAAGGAGAUGCAACUACUAUUGUUAAUUCUAAUAAUUAGACUCUAUAAAAUCAAUAUAGUAAACCAAUAUUAACAAGAACUAAUAAUUUUCUAUAGCCAACAGCAGGACCCAUUCUAUGUGAUAGCAGCAGAGCACACACAAAAUAAUAAGCCAAAGAUGACAUUAUUCUUAUUAGCAAAGUUCAAAAUGAUAAAUUGAUUACAGAAAUUAAGGAGAACAAGUACUAUAAAAUUUUCAUUUUUAAGGUUGAUAAAGAAUUUAGAAAAACAAUUAAACCAAAAAAGAAGAAAAAAUAAUUAUGAAGAAGAUGAUCAUCUGCCAGAUUUACAAAUGUCAUAAAUUAGACACAUGUAUUUAUCAUAUGAUACUGGAAAAUUGACUUCAACUCUUGUGAAUUUGGAUAUUGAAGAAAUGAGUAAUUGUUUAGCUUGGGCUAUUUUGAAGCAUAUUCAAUUUAGUAAAAGGAAUAAUUAUUCAAUGAUGAAAAAUUCUAGCAUUCCUUUUUCCAUGGAUUUUAGAUUUCGCGGAACAGGUAUGAAUUACUAAGAUACUUCUCAAAAUCCCAUUGAAGAGCCAACUCAAUUGCAUCUCUAUAGUGAAUAAUAGUAACAAUAAAUGGGAUUAUUUUAAUCGUAAUAGAUCUAAAAAUUAGACAAAACCAAUUUAAGCAAUAAAUAGAAUAAAACUUUAGCCUAAAUAAGUGAGAAAACCUUAAGCAAGGAUGAAAAUGAGUUCGAUAUUAAAAGGUAGGAAAUAAAAGAAAUAUUGAAGGAAAGCUUUCUUCAUUAAUAAAAAUUUGAAAAUGAUGAAAAUGAUGAUUAUUCGUAAAAUGAAUAAGAUUACGAUGUCUGUUCGGAAGAAGAAGUUGACCAUUAAAAUUUAAAUCAGAAUGAAUAAUAAAAUGAAGACGAAUCCUUUAGUCCUAUAAAACCGAAAUAUAUGAUACAACAGCAAAAAUAAAUGGUUCGAGUGAAUAAUAUCUCUGAAGAAUCUUUACAGCAUAUUGAGGAUUCUCAAAAAAUCUACAAUUAUUCUCAAAGUAUGCCUUGCUAAGAUUAAUAAUCCUUGUUCUAAUCAAAAUUUGAUUUUAUUGAAAUGGAAGAGGAUGAUAAAGAGAUUAAAAUUUAAUACUAAAGGAUAUAUUUUGAUGCAAAAACUGAAUAAGUAGUACCAACUGCUGAAGUUGUAAGUAAUUAUUGUAAAAAUAUUAUCAUUACAUCAAAAAUGGAAAAAGAGGUAACUAUCCUCUGUCUUGUAUAUAUUGAAAGAUUAUUAACCUAAGCAAAUAUAAGUCUAGAACCACAAACUUGGAGAAGAGUAGUGUUAAUCUCAUUAGUAUUAUCCUUAUUCUAUUCUAGAUUAUUGCAUCAAAAAUUUGGGAUGAUGAAUCUUUUGAAAAUGACAACUUUGCUAAAGUAUUUCCUCAAUAUCGAACAAAAGACAUUAAUGAAAUGGAAAGAAUAUUUCUUAUCUUAUUAGAUUAUAGACUCCAGGUGUAUCCUGCAGAAUAUGCAAAAUACUAUUUUAUUUUGAGAAUGUACACUGAAAGCAAAAAGAAAAGCUUUCCAUUACGUCCAUUAGAUUUAAAUACUAUAAUGAAAUUAUAAAGAUAAUCUAAUUAAGCUGAAUGUGGACUGAAAUAAAAAUACGCAUAGAGUUUAAAUAAAUCUUUUUGA
Paramecium octaurelia is the source of this 2313-nucleotide messenger RNA. The record is from the annotation of a GenBank genome assembly. NCBI's taxonomy places the organism in Eukaryota, Ciliophora, Oligohymenophorea, Peniculida, Parameciidae.